Aspergillus fischeri NRRL 181 is the source of this 999-nucleotide messenger RNA. RefSeq lists its product as uncharacterized. Bases 1 to 999 code for a protein of 332 amino acids. NCBI's taxonomy places the organism in Eukaryota, Fungi, Ascomycota, Eurotiomycetes, Eurotiales, Aspergillaceae. The transcript is spliced from 2 exons. The record is from RefSeq and is a predicted model, not a curated record.
AUGCCUUCGCCAGUCGCAAAAGGGAUAAUCAUAACCGUUGCAGCGCUCGUCGCUGCUGGUAUAGCGGUCUAUGAAUCGCCACAGUUCCAAGAAUGGGUGAACAAUUCUCGUCGUAAAAUUGCGCUGGCUUUACACAAUCUCGGAGAUGAAAUUCAACCUCGAGACUCCACAUCUUCUCCCAGGGAAGAUAUUUCUAUGAUGGAAGAGGUAGGGCCGGCGGCAGAAGAACGGAGAAGGAUUGCUCGCGAGGAGAUCCAGAAGAGAGCGGCUGCUCUCGAAGAACGUCGGAAGCGAUGCCAGGGUGGUUUGAUUGGAUCUUUCGACGCCCUUGUGGACGAAAAUGGAAACCUGUUGCGGCCGGACAGUCGGGAGCCGACUGACAGUACGCUUGCAAACUCGACCGCUGUGGACUUGCCGUCAUCGCAGCUUGUCCACCGUGGACCCAAAGAGCCUGAUGUGUCGGCUUCCGUGAGCGAGAUCAGGCCGGCCGGCACCAUGGCCGACAGUGAUACACUACAUUUAGAGAUUCCAUCUACUGGCAACCAUUCCGCGUCUCUUGUCGAUCUCACUCCUACUUCUGAUGAUACAGAUAUGGACUUUUUUGCCUCAACUGGUGACAAAACGGAAGAAGCCGAGCGGCCUGUGCAUUCUUCCGCAACGGAUCAAGAACGAAUGUCUACGUCGAGUCAUACUGAGGAAGGAUCUCAAACCAUCUAUGAGCACCCUGAAUCAUCACUUAUAGACAGCAAUCGCGAGCUCCGAUCGCCGUUCUCUGACCUGUCCGAACUGAAUACCACGGGUUUCGAGCAGCAAGAACGUUCAUCUACGCCGUCUACCGCGGAUAGUUUCAGCCACGUCUAUGAGUCGGCUGAGGACGCAACAUCAGAUGGCACUCUCAGUGACCUCGGAAGGUCCAUGGAUGGUGUUGCCACUCCAGCCAGUUGGUCGGAGGUUGGUAGUGUCGUUAGCAACGAAGACUUGGGUCACCACGGAUUUUGA